AUGCCUCAGAAUAAGAAAUUUUUGCCAAAAAGAAAGAAAAGUUCCAAGUCAAAGAAAGAUAAUGUCAAGUUCCAUCGUACAGACUACUCGAGUGAGAUAUUUGGUGACUUUAGUGUCGAAGAUCUGAAGUUUUUGCAUAAAGUUCCUAUUAAGCUUCAGAUCAAGAAAUUAAAGGAACUGCUUAGAUAUGACAACAAAAUAGACGAUGACACAAUGCCGAAUAUCCUACCAGAUGCUGAUUCCUUGCAUGUCGAAGACACUAUUAAAACCGAAAUCAUUUCAUCAGGUAUAAAGGAAUUUGACGACUUAUUUGUAGCCAAAGGAAUCUUGUCAGGAACAAUUAUGGAAAUUUGUGGAAAGAGGAACGUUGGAAAGUCUAUUCUAAUCAACUCCAUCCUUAUUAAUAUCCUGAAAGACCAUACAGACUUUGAAGUCAUCUAUUUUGACUCUAAACCACAAUUUAGAACAGACAUAAUUACAAAACUUUGCGCUGCACAAGGCAUGAAUGAUAAAGAUGCUGAAAACAUUAACAAGCGAUUCUCAAUUAUUCAGAUCAACAACAUGUAUGACUUAGUUCAUGCAUUGGAGCAGCUUUUUGAUCCACAAAGAGUCUGUCGAAUUUACAAUAAGAAUUUUGACAUGUCUAAGGUUCGAUUUAUCGUCAUCAACACAAUUACUAUGCCUUAUUAUCAUUGCUCAUCGCCUCUAUCUGUCAGUAAGAAGAUUACGUCAGAUUUGCACAAAACAAUCCAUCGACUUGCAAAGUAUUAUGGAGUUACUUUCUUCAUCGCCAACAUCACACUUCAUAGACUGAAUAAAACAUCCGAAUCUGAUAAAGGAGAUGAUGCAUCCUCAACUAGUUCAGUUUUAAGUUUACUGGAACCAGCUGAGAAGUUUAAAGCAGCACUUGAUGAAUUUUGGCCUGAAAUACUUGAUUACAGAUUCUACAUGACUGAAUCAAGUGGAUGUUUUGAUAGUUUGGGAUUUUUGAAGCUGCCUCGCAACUUGGAAUUAGUUGAAGGUCGAUACGAAAAGAUAGGAGAAACAGCUGAAGUUUAUAUAACUGAGUUGGGCAUGGUUUGA
This is a messenger RNA of Chironomus riparius, 1083 nucleotides long. Lineage: Eukaryota; Metazoa; Arthropoda; Insecta; Diptera; Chironomidae. The record is from the annotation of a GenBank genome assembly.